Aphanomyces astaci is the source of this 804-nucleotide messenger RNA. RefSeq lists its product as hypothetical. The record is from RefSeq and is a predicted model, not a curated record. The transcript is spliced from 5 exons. Bases 1 to 804 code for a protein of 267 amino acids. Lineage: Eukaryota; Oomycota; Saprolegniomycetes; Saprolegniales; Verrucalvaceae.
AUGGAGCAUGUUAACAACGCCGGCCAUGACCCACCGUUUGAGGACGAUCCCCUGGACCAAGUACCUAUGGACGACGCUCCGGUGGAUGUGGAAUUGUAUGACAUGGCGGACGUGGCUGACUUUUCGUGGCAUGUGGUGUUGAGGGUGCAUGCAAGUCGGUCUGUUAGCCGAGUCCAUGUCAUGCCCCAGUGUUUAGGUGCUAUGAGUUUUGCUAUGAAGACCAAGCGCUGGCGGUGCCGCCGGAUUCUGGAGCCUUGGAACCAGGACUUGAAUCGCAUUCCACGCUCGACAAAGCCGCUGGGCGUCGUCAUCGCGGAAGAAGAAAUCUCCAUCGAGGCUUGCGUGUAUUGGUACAACUAUUGUCGCGAGCUCUGUUCCAGUGAAAUUCUGCGGUCGCCUAUGGUGAAAUGGUUCGGCGUUGUCACUGGUGCGGACCGAACCAAGCCGACUCUGUCCCAUUUGAUCAAGAAGCACAUUGCACCUGGGACCCAUAUCAUAUCGGACAAGUUUGGAUCAUACAUUUCUUCAAAUGAACGUCACACGCUCGUGAACAACACCUUGUUGGCUAACCAAGACUACUACCAUGAUUGGGUCAAUCAUUCAGAGAACUUUGUGAACCCACAAAAUGGAGCGCACACGCAAUCCAUCGAAGGCGUUUGGGAGAUUCGUAUCGAACGGUUCGCGAAGGCCAUGCGGGGAAUGCACCGACCGCAUCUCCCUUUGUACUUGGACGAGUAUUUGUGGCGAAGUUGGUACUUCCCACUUGGGUCUGACGGCAAAAUGUAUUUCAAAGGCUUACUGUAG